CUCCCGUGGGAGACGCCUCCUGCUACCGCCUUCACUCUUUAGCCUGCUACUGGUCCUGCCUCGGCUCACUCCCUGGCGGCUCGUCCCAGAAGAACCAUGUGUGCUAACAAGGUGAUUGUUUACGGCGGAAGAGGAGCGCUGGGCUCCAAGGUUGUCCAGCAUUUCAAAUCCAAAGGAUGGUGGGUCGCGAACAUCGACAUGGCUGCCAACGAGGAGGCUAACGAGAACGUAAUUGUCAAGUUGACAGACUCUUUCUGCGAGCAGGCUGGUCAGGUCACAGCAGACAUGGCCCAGGUGCUCGGGGAGCAGAAGGUGGACGCCAUUCUGUGCGUGGCGGGCGGAUGGGCAGGAGGAAACUGCAGUUCUAAAGAUUUAUACAAAAACACAGAUCUGAUGUGGAAACAAAGCGUAUGGACUUCCACCAUCUCCACCCACCUGGCAGCGCUGCACCUGAAACCUGGGGGUCUGUUGACUUUGGCAGGGGCCAAAGCCGCUCUGUCAGGGACCGGAGGCAUGGUAGGUUACGGGAUGGCCAAGGCCGCCGUGCACCAGCUGUGUCAGAGUCUGGCCGCCAAAAACAGCGGGAUGCCUUCAGGUGCCACUGCGGUAGCCAUCUUGCCCGUUACCUUGGAUACGCCCAUGAACAGGAAGUUCAUGCCUGAUGCCGACUUCGGCACGUGGACGCCGCUGGAGUACGUCGCAGAAAUGUUCUUCAAGUGGGCCUCGGGCACCGGCAGGCCGGCGUCCGGAAGCCUGAUACAGCUGCUCACCUCCGGAGGGGAAACCCAGGCCACGGCCGCGCCGUAAAGCAACCCGGGGCAGCGGCGCCAUGGCGACAAGAGCCGCAGGAGGGGGGCGGAAGAUAAGGAUGGAGAGGUGAUAGAGACAAAGGGGCUCGGCAGGUGGUCAGGUGAUAGAGAGGUGGGGGAAAAAUAAAAGAGAAGGGAUGUGAGUGUUACAUGAAGGAUAACACCGCCAUCUAGCUGUGGACGGUAUAAUUGCAACACAAGAAAUGGAUUCGCGUGCUGUGACGUCAUUGUCUUUGUCCAUAACAUGACAAAAAUAAAAUUACUGAUGUGAUGUUGAAAAUUGAGUUGUAUUGUAAUUAUAAA
Molecule: messenger RNA, 1112 nt
Organism: Dunckerocampus dactyliophorus (ringed pipefish)
Lineage: Eukaryota; Metazoa; Chordata; Actinopteri; Syngnathiformes; Syngnathidae
Gene: qdpra
Product: quinoid dihydropteridine reductase a
Exons: 7
Coding region: 97-807 (236 amino acids)
Biological process (GO): L-phenylalanine catabolic process; tetrahydrobiopterin biosynthetic process
Cellular component (GO): cytoplasm
Molecular function (GO): 6,7-dihydropteridine reductase activity; NADPH binding; NADH binding
Source: RefSeq, a predicted model, not a curated record